This is a messenger RNA of Contarinia nasturtii (swede midge), 3059 nucleotides long. RefSeq names its product zinc finger protein 271-like. Bases 1 to 2661 code for a protein of 886 amino acids. The transcript has 4 exons. NCBI's taxonomy places the organism in Eukaryota, Metazoa, Arthropoda, Insecta, Diptera, Cecidomyiidae. The record is from RefSeq and is a predicted model, not a curated record.
AUGGAACGUCAUAUGCGCAUACACCAAAAAGAUAAACCAAAAAAAUGCGAUCGAUGUUUCCUCUGUUUUACCUCGUUAAUUGACUUUUUGGAACAUAAAAAAGUCCAUUCCAAAGAAUUUCUAUUCGAGUGUUCACGAUGCUUUCGUGGUUUCAUGAUCGAAAUGGAGAAAAAUGAACACGAAACAGAUUGCAAUCGAUAUAAUUGUAAAAUGUGUGAUUAUGUUCAUUAUGAUAGAAGAGCGAUGGCAAAUCAUAGACUAAAACACGCAAAAGGUCAUGUUCGAUCAACAUCCACUUCAUCAAAUUCGAUUAUUGUGAACGCAGAUUCGAAUUUUGACAAUGCACAAUCUGGCCGCGUCUCAAAUGAGCCAAACGUUUGCAAAUCUCACAAAAAACCGAAGAAGUCGAACGAAACGACAAAUGAAUCGAAGCGUGUGAAACGAUACAUGCGAAAGUAUACAGGGAAAAGACCAUAUCAAUGUAUUCGUUGCUUUAGGCGCUAUGCUCGGUAUCGCAAUCUGAAAACACACAUGAAAAUUCAUUCCAAAGAACUUUUGUUGUGUUGUUCACGCUGUUUUGUCAUGUUUUCGUGUAAAACACAGAGAGACGAACACGAAAAUGAAUGUAAGGUCAAUCAAUAUAACUGUGAUCAAUGCGAUUUUGUUACGUUGAAAAAACAAAACAUGGAACAUCAUACGCGCAAACAUUUGGAAGAUAAACCAUUUCAAUGCGAUCGAUGCCAAACUAGUUUUACCCACUCAAAUAUACUUCAAGAUCAUAAAAGAAUGCACAUUAAGGAAUUUUCAUGUUAUUGUUCACGGUGUUUUACCGGUUUUAUCCUGCAAACGGAAAAGGAUGAACAUGAAAAAGAGUGCAAUAUACAACCAUAUCAUUGUAACCAAUGCGACUAUGUCACUUUGAUCAAACAAACGAUGGAUGGUCAUAUGCGUGUACAUACGGAAGAAAUACCAAACCCGACCAACGAUGUGUUGCCGAACGAUCGCAUGGAUAUCGACGAAAUUAGCAAUGGUGAAAUCAGCAAUAGUUCCGCCGGAGAAUUGGAAAUCGAUAUGCCUACUUUUAAUCUCAAUCCAAACGCACAAAAUACUGACACCAUGUCAAAAUCAAAUGAACGACCAAAAGAAAAGAAAUGUACACGAAUACAGAAAGAUACCGGAAUAAAUAAAGAGCGUAAAAAACGUAAAUGUAUGAAAGAACAUCAAUGCAAUCGUUGCGAUCGAAGUUAUACCAUUUUAAUAAGCCUUAAAGAUCAUAAGAAAGUUCAUGCCAAAGAAUUUCCGUACAAUUGUUCACGAUGUUUUGAAGGUUUUUCGCAAUUAAUUAAGAAAGAUGAACACGAAAAGGGGUGUAAGAUAAAAAGAUAUAGUUGCGAUGUAUGUGACUAUGUUACUUUAAUUAAUUGCAAUAUGCAACACCACAGGAUGAAACAUUUAGAAGACAGACUUAGGGAAAGUUUACCAUCAUCAACUACAAACAUUUCUAAAGAUGCUAAAAGUCCGGUGAUUGUUUCUUUUCAAGCACCAGUGUCACCGUCGCAACCACCUCUUAUCGUCCCAUCCAAUCCAGUUCUAUCCAUUGAAAUAACUCCAAAAUGGUUGGAACAAACAGCAAAUACGGUCUUAAAAGAUAGAUUUCAUUUGCCAACGGUUUCAUCUAGUUCAAUGAACUCUCUUAUAAUUCCAAAGCAGUCGGACGAUUUGAUCAGAAUUGAUCGUUCCUUAUGCAGAGAAUUUAAUAUUUGUUUCAACGAUUCUUUGUGUCAAUCGUUCCACGAAGCACAUCAGAAAUAUUCUCCAAAGCGUUCAACUGAUAGUGAUCGUCAAGUUAGAAGUGUCGCUCCAAUGUCUACCGAUAAUAACAACUCAAAUGCAAUUAUUGAAAUCAGCAAUGAUGAAGAUUCGGAUGAAAGACCUAGCACCAGUUCGCAAUCAUUCAGAGAAACUGCGUUUCAAAAUGUUGAUCGUGAGAUUAAAACCGAGGAUGAUAAUGAUGAGAACAAUGAUCAAGCUUCUGUCGGGGAGAUAUCCAAUAUGGAAAUAAAAGAAAAAGAAGUGGAAAAUGAUGAGAUUCCGAUAGUUCGUUUUCCGGCUAAUCAACUGACGCGUGCAUAUAAGAUAGAGUCAAACUGCUCUGAACGUGUCAAAAUCGAAAGUGACGAAGAUCAUAACAAAGAAAACAUUGAAGAUGGAGCGAAGCCAAGACAAAUGUAUGUGAGCCAUACGGGAAGAAAUCAGGAGUAUCUCAGGGAAGAGUUGAAUCGAAAUAUGCAGGCCGCAAAAUCAGUGAAGAAGAACGCAAACGAGAAGAACGAAGUGAACAUUUCUGAAGCUAUUGUUGAAGUUAAUGUAGCUGGAAAUGUGAGAAGUGGUCAGUCGACACUUGAGAAGUGGUUUUCUCAAAAAAAUAAAAGUAAUGGAAACAAAGGAAAAUCCAAUAGAAGAAUCGGUGGUCAAACAAAGAAAAAGAAAAAGGACGUUCAGAGAUCCCACAAAAAGUUAGAAAAAAACUCGAAAAUAUCUAGUAUUAGGAGAACUCACAGUGAAGAAAAACCAUACGAAUGUGGUCGAUGUAAGAAGCGAUUUGGUCGUAAGAAGCAUCUCACUGUGCAUAUUCGAAUUCACACCGGAGAAAAACCAUAACAAUGUGAUAAAUGUAAGAAGCGAUUUAACAAUAGGAGUAAUCUCAAUGUGCAUGAGAGGACUCAUAAAGAUAGUCUGUUCCACUGUUCAGGUUGUCACCUUGGAUUUACACAAAAUAUUGAAAGAGAAGCACAUGAAAGAGAGUGUAAGCGACGUCGGUAUGAGUGCUAUCUUUGUAACAGGGAUGAAAAUAAGAAGAAGUUUGUUACUGUGUACUACUUUGAGAAUAGGACAACAUAUGAGAAUACAUACUGGAGCGAAACCGUAUAAAUGUGAUCAGUGUUAACCGGGGAUUGCGUAAGCAUAUUUAUAUGAAAACGUCAGUGGAAUCUUAAUCGCGAACGCCAUCUUUGGUUACAUGUAUAUAGGUGUUUCUUUGCUGAAAAUUUCACUUCAAU